AAUACAUCUCUAUCUUUCUCUCUUGAAUUGGACGAAGGAACAGAAACCUCGAAUCUGAGGUAGCCGGCGGGAAGGCAUUGCAAGCGCCGCAAGAAACAUUUUGAAAUACAAUGUCGAUGGUUGAUGAACCACUGUAUCCCAUAGCUGUUUUGAUAGAUGAGCUAAAGAAUGAUGACAUUCAAUUGCGGUUGAGUUCUAUUCGGAAGCUAUCAACAAUUGCACGUGCUCUUGGGGAGGACCGAACACGAAAAGAGUUGAUCCCCUUUUUGAGUGAAAAUAAUGAUGAUGAUGAUGAGGUGCUGCUUGCAAUGGCAGAGGAAUUGGGAGUGUUUAUACCUUAUGUUGGAGGAGUUGAGCAUGCCCAUGUCUUGCUUCCGCCUUUGGAAACCCUUUGCACUGUGGAGGAAACAUGUGUGAGGGACAAAGCUGUUGAGUCAUUGUGUAGAAUUGGGUCGCAGAUGAGGGAGACGGAUUUGGUUGAUUGGUUUAUUCCUCUGGUGAAGAGGCUGGCAGCUGGUGAAUGGUUUACAGCUAGAGUUUCUUCUUGUGGAUUGUUUCAUAUUGCUUACCCGAGUGCCCCAGAGAUGUUAAAGACAGAAUUAAGGUCAAUAUACAGCCAGUUGUGUCAGGAUGACAUGCCUAUGGUGAGAAGGUCCGCAGCAACAAACUUGGGGAAGUUUGCUGCCACUGUUGAACCUGAUCAUCUCAAGACUGAUAUCAUGUCCAUUUUUGAUGAUCUUACACAGGAUGAUCAAGAUUCUGUUCGAUUACUAGCUGUUGAGGGUUGUGCUGCUCUUGGAAAGUUGUUGGAGCCCCAGGACUGUGUUGCACACAUUCUCCCUGUCAUUGUCAACUUCUCUCAGGAUAAGUCGUGGCGUGUUCGCUACAUGGUUGCAAACCAAUUGUAUGAACUCUGUGAAGCUGUGGGGCCUGAACCGACCAGGACGGAUUUGGUUCCUGCGUACGUGCGGCUGCUCCGAGAUAAUGAAGCUGAAGUACGUAUAGCAGCUGCUGGAAAAGUCACCAAGUUUUGCCGCAUUCUCAACCCAGAACUGGCAAUUCAGCACAUUCUUCCCUGUGUGAAGGAAUUGUCAUCAGAUUCUUCCCAGCAUGUUAGGUCAGCUUUGGCUUCUGUUAUAAUGGGAAUGGCUCCUGUCUUAGGGAAGGAUGCAACAAUUGAACAGCUUCUUCCAAUAUUUCUUUCCCUCCUGAAGGAUGAGUUUCCUGAUGUACGCCUCAAUAUUAUCAGCAAGUUAGAUCAAGUCAACCAGGUUAUUGGAAUCGACCUUUUGUCCCAGUCUCUAUUACCGGCGAUUGUUGAGCUUGCGGAGGACAGGCAUUGGAGGGUCCGACUUGCAAUAAUAGAGUAUAUACCUCUAUUGGCUAGUCAGUUGGGUGUAGGAUUUUUCGAUGAUAAGCUUGGUGCUCUCUGCAUGCAGUGGUUACAAGAUAAGGUUUACUCUAUUCGGGAUGCUGCUGCAAAUAACUUGAAGCGCCUUGCAGAGGAAUUUGGUCCGGAGUGGGCAAUGCAGCACAUAAUUCCACAGGCUUGUGUUGUUUCAAAUACUUAAUUUUCUGUUGAUGCAUUGAUUAUUAGCUUACAUAAUAGAAAUUCAUUGAAUAUUGAAGUGUGUCUAACUAUCUUAUUUGCACAGACAUAGUCAUGAUUUUUGCAUCUUGAAUUCAGGUGGCUGGAUGGAUUUCUGGGAUCUGUACUCCUACUAGCUUAUAUUCCUUUUGUUGUAUGGUUGUGUAAUCUCAGUGAUUUGGGCAACAUAUAGCGACUUUCAUCAUGGCCUUUUUUAUUCUUGGGUGAAUUUAACUUUUUUCCCUUGGUGUUUAGGUCCCUCUGCAUCUUAAAAAAUGGAUACAUAAACCUCGUGUGGUUUAUGAACCAAAAUGUACUAUUGAUUCUGUUAACAGUGACCCAACUCCACAAUAACCAUGUAACCCUCAUGUGAUUCUGUGGAUUUAAAUCCGAGACAUAACACAAGUGUUGUCUGUUUAUUUGUUAAGGUGAGAGGAUGAUAUGCAGAGGGACCUAACCAUAAGGGGUAAAGUGAAAUUUGUCUGAUUAUGUGUCAAAUUGGAAUACAAGUGUUUUGGGGUGGAAACUUAAUCUCUUCCAUGUUGUUGGCAUGCAUGUUUAGGGUCUCUUUACUAUGCAUAUAUAGGGAUUGCUGUGGUGGUUCUGGAGUGUAAUGAUCUAAUGCACCCUUUUUGUUCUGUUUUCCGCCCCCGUCAUGUCUAUGCUUAUGGUUUAUUUCCUGCUUCCUUGAGGAAUGAAGUUAUCACUCAUAUCUGGACAGGUUUUGGAUAUGAUUAACAAUUCACAUUACUUGUAUCGGAUGACCAUUCUUCUUGCAAUUUCGUUACUAGCCCCCGUUAUGGGAUCUGAAAUCACAUGUUCUAAACUGCUACCUGUGGUCGUUACUGCAUCAAAGGACAGAGUGCCCAACAUUAAGUUUAACGUAGCAAAGGUGUUGCAGUCCCUAAUUCCUAUUGUUGACCAAUCUGUGGCUGAGAAGACCAUUCGUCCGUGUUUGGUUGAGCUUGCUGAGGACCCAGAUGUGGAUGUCCGCUAUUUUGCUAACCAAGCACUUCAGGCAAUUGAUCAUGUUAUGAUGUCGAGCUAGAUAAGUUCAUUUCCUUUGAAGUUCACCUGUUGAAUCUUUAUUUUGAUUGAAGAAAACCUUUGUCAGGGGUGCUAAAGUUCGUCUACGUCAGAUUAGUUGUAUCAGCUUUGAGUGGGAAGUAUGUUGUUACCUAGCAUGUGGGAUUGGGAAUUAUGCUUAUUGAUUAUGUGCUUUUUUUGUUUAGCCAAAUGCCACCAAAAAUUUAUAUCAUUGGACAGUUGCACCCCAACCUUCUAUUUAUUGAGGAAAUAUUGAAUGCAAGGUGAUAUCAUGUCAGCAAUGUUGAUGUAAUAUCACCAAUUAAUAAAAAAAUAUUAAGUAGGGGAGGUGAGUCUUACUUGGGUAGUUAUUGGCUUUUACAUAGAAGAGUGAGUAGUUAUUUGUUUACAUUGAGGGUUGGUUAUUAAUUUUUGUGGGAUCUAUUGGUUUAUUUGUUUUGAUAUUAUUGAUUGGUGAUACCACGUUAACAUUGUCACAUGGUAUCGACAUUGUAAUGAAUAUUUUUUUUUUCCCAUUUG
This is a messenger RNA of Ilex paraguariensis (yerba mate), 3154 nucleotides long. Lineage: Eukaryota; Viridiplantae; Streptophyta; Magnoliopsida; Aquifoliales; Aquifoliaceae. The record is from the annotation of a GenBank genome assembly.